AUGAAGUUCGUCGCGCUCCGAGAUUUCGACGUUGUAACCUCCUCGCUCAACCUCACGACACCUGACUUGUACGUAUUGGGCGGAUGUGAUCUGUACACGACUAAGGCGGCAGGAGGGGACAAGAAACUUUACAAGAACAUUGAAAAUGACCUCGAAGCGCAGUAUGCAUCAGAUCUACAAUUCUCGCGGAGUUUGUCUCCACCUCAGAAAAAUGCUAUGGCGCAGUCUCUCAACUUGGAACGCAGAAGUGCAUUCGGUAACCUUGGGGCAGUAAGUGCACGACGUAUCUAUGCGUAUCUGAUAGCAACCCUCAACGCUAGUCAUCCAGACUACGACUUCUCACUCGUGCUCAGACCCUCCGACUUCAAACGCGAAAAGAGCCUUAGAAAGGUCAUGAACACUUUCGACACAACCAUGUUCAACUUGCGACCGAGACCAGUAUCUUCGUACGUGCCCAAGUCUCCUCUCCAUUCUGGCUCCGCGUACCCACCUAACAGCGCGCCACAGUGGGGUCCAGGUAUGUGGAGGCUGAUAGACCAGCAGAUGAGCCUGAAAGAAUGUAUGAUAUACAGUUAUGCUCCUGAAGAGUUUGAUCCUUUUGAGGACGAUGAGGCUGGACACAUGUGGUCGAUGAACUACUUCUUCUUUAAUAAGAUUAGGAAACGAGUAUGCUAUUUGUACCUACGUGGCAUCAGCAUAUUGGCGUCGCAGGACGGCACGGAGACACCACUCCGCACCCCAAUCAAAGAUAAGCGGAACAUUGAUGAUGCUUCAGAUGGUUGGCUCUCAUCUUCGACGAAUGGUGCGAGCAAAAGAGUUCGUUAUUGGUUCGGCGAUCGAGAGACCGUCCAAAUUAACGACUACGCUUAUACUGUCAACAAUGUGUUGAGCUCAUCAAUGCCGAUAGAGUCUCCUGAGAGCUUCUCACCACCAAAGCGGCCUGUCGUCGACGAUUUUGAUCAAUAUGUGCUAAGUGACGAAGAGACGAGAAGUGCUCGGAGCCACAGCACGUUACGAGGUGUGAGUGAGGAAAUUGUUGGACCUAUCGAUGUUUGA
Molecule: messenger RNA, 1056 nt
Organism: Lithohypha guttulata
Lineage: Eukaryota; Fungi; Ascomycota; Eurotiomycetes; Chaetothyriales; Trichomeriaceae
Gene: MAF1
Product: RNA polymerase III-inhibiting protein maf1
Exons: 2
Coding region: 1-1056 (351 amino acids)
Biological process (GO): negative regulation of transcription by RNA polymerase III
Cellular component (GO): nucleus
Molecular function (GO): RNA polymerase III core binding
Source: RefSeq, a predicted model, not a curated record